Molecule: messenger RNA, 354 nt
Organism: Hansenula anomala
Lineage: Eukaryota; Fungi; Ascomycota; Saccharomycetes; Phaffomycetales; Wickerhamomycetaceae
Gene: YKE2
Product: tubulin-binding prefolding complex subunit YKE2
Exons: 2
Coding region: 1-354 (117 amino acids)
Biological process (GO): protein folding; chaperone-mediated protein complex assembly
Cellular component (GO): cytoplasm; prefoldin complex
Molecular function (GO): protein-folding chaperone binding
Source: RefSeq, a predicted model, not a curated record
AUGAGCAAAAACGAAUUCGAACAAAUCUCUUUGGAGUUCAACAGAUUACAAACAGAAUUACAAGAUUUAUUAUCUUCAAGACAAAAAUUAGAAACUCAAUUUCAAGAAAAUUCAAUAGUAUUGAAUGAAUUUAAAAAUUUAGAAGAUGAUGCCAAAAUUUAUAAAUUAACAGGUCCUGUUUUAUUACCACAAGAUAAAAAUGAGGCUAAUAUCAAUGUUGAAAAGAGAAUAGAGUUUAUAAAGAAUGAAAUUGAACGUGUUGAAAAAAAUGUUCAAUCAACUCAAUCAAAAUUAGAAUCUUCAAGGGCAAAACUACUUGAAAUACGUUCAAAAUUACAACCAGCUAGUGCGUGA